UAAAACAGCAUGUAAUAAUACUGAUAGGAUUUUUAAAUUUAAUAAAUAUUUUUUUAUUGAAACUUUUAUUUAACUUUUUCAUCAAUUAAUUAUGACUUUAUUAUUGAAAACUUCAUUAAUCCUUAAAAAUAGAGCAACUUCACUAGUUUCAUGUUUUAAUGUGUAUACGAGGUGCUUAAGUGAUAAUACAGUACUAUCUGAAAAUAACACUAGUACUUUGGCAACUACAACUUCUCUACCUGUAGGAGAACUAGAUAAACUGUAUAAAGUUAUUGAAUUUGAAUGUCGUGGUAAUGAUCCAGCAGUGUUACGGAGUUAUACUCAAUUUACUUCAAUGACAGCAAAUGAAUUAGGUAUUGAAGUAGGAAAAUGUUGGUCACCUCGUAAAGCUCAUCAUGAACGUUACACAUUGUUGAGAUCUAUUCAUGUACAUAAAAGAUGUCGUGUCCAGUACGAGGUUAGGACUUGGUUUAGAUUUAUUCAGUUCCAUAAGCUAACUGGGUCGACAGCUGAUACAUUUUUAGAAUAUACCCAAAGAAAUUUGCCAGAAGGAGUAGCUCUUAAAGUGACAAAAGUUUUGCUGGAACAAUUUCCUGAGAGUAUAUCAUCACAUAUGGUUCAAGAAUAAUUUUGUAUAAUUAUGUUGUUUAUAAUUAAUAUAUUGAUGUGUAAAUUAAAUUAAAUUUUUGCUGUGUAAA
This is a messenger RNA of Daktulosphaira vitifoliae (grape phylloxera), 698 nucleotides long. RefSeq names its product 28S ribosomal protein S10, mitochondrial-like. NCBI's taxonomy places the organism in Eukaryota, Metazoa, Arthropoda, Insecta, Hemiptera, Phylloxeridae. Gene Ontology annotation, cellular component: mitochondrion; mitochondrial small ribosomal subunit. The record is from RefSeq and is a predicted model, not a curated record. The coding region runs from base 92 to 628 and encodes 178 amino acids. The transcript has 4 exons.